Messenger RNA from Xenopus laevis (African clawed frog), 2133 nucleotides. RefSeq names its product Fc receptor-like protein 5. The record is from RefSeq and is a predicted model, not a curated record. The coding region runs from base 19 to 1527 and encodes 502 amino acids. The transcript is spliced from 7 exons. Lineage: Eukaryota; Metazoa; Chordata; Amphibia; Anura; Pipidae.
UGUAACAGAGGCACCACCAUGUCACUGCUGGUUUUGAUGCUCCUACUGUUUUGGGAAUGUCCUACUGAAGCUUCGGUCCCACCUGUGAUUUCCUUCUCACCAAACUGGAACCCGGUUGUCGUUGAUGAUUCUGUAACUCUGACCUGUAACCUGGAUCCCAACCCUGAGGGGGAGAAGAGAUAUUCCUGGUACAGAGAUAAUAGGGAAUUAAGUCAUUAUGAGAAGAAUUAUACAAUUCAGCAUUGCAGUUCAAAUGACAGAGGGAAUUAUCAGUGCCAGGCUGGAGCCAGUGAAAAAAGUGACGCAGUACGAGUGGAUAUUGGUGGACCAAUUGUCCUACAGGCUCCGUCUACUGUCCGUGAAGGAGAUUCCCUGUCUCUUCGAUGUCAGAGUUGGUCUAAAGAUCGAUUCGUAUAUGUUCAGUUUUAUAAGGAUGAUACCGUCAUGCAACCUCCAGGCACUGGUUCUGUUUUACAGGCUGGGAAAGCACUUCGGUCUAUGACUGGCACUUACAGAUGCGCUAAGCUAUUUGAUAAACACGUUACUUUAACAUACAGCCCGAAGACAUUUAUUUAUGUCACAGGAGCUGGAAUUAAACCCGUGGUGUCCAUUAAUCCAGAAUGGGGCAAUAUACUAUUAAUGGACUCUGUAACAUUGAGCUGUAAUGUGGAGCCUACCAUACAGGAGAGUCCGAGGUACGUCUGGUACAAAGAUGGAGACUGGAUACGUGAAGAACAGAAGAACUUUACAGUGAAGUAUGCCUACGAGAAAGACUUUGGCAAUUACCAGUGCCAGAUACCCGGUAGUGAAAGAAGUGAAUCUGUUAGAUUAGAUGGUAAAAGUGGAGAUUUCAUCCUGCAAGCGCCCCCUACAGUUCAUGAAGGAGACCUCGUAUAUCUGAGAUGUCACCGUUCCAUUAAAUUCUUAAAGUCCCGUUUAAAUACUCAGAAAAAUAUAACACUUCACAAGGACAAUGAGUUUAUAACAUAUUCUGUCACUGAAUCUCCAGUCUUGAUUGGGAGAGCAGAUAAAAAUACAUCCGGCACAUACAAAUGUACUCUUGUUAAUGAGCCUCGUCUUUCUGAUGAACUAGUUAUAUCCGUCACAGAGCUAUUUUCUGAUCCUUAUAUAAAGGUGAACCCAGGUGAAGUUUUAAAAGGAGAUCACAUGACCAUAACAUGUGACACAAAGCUCAGCCCACACAGAGAGACUACAAAGCUGCAGUUUGCUUUCUACAGAAAUGGGCACAAUGUGCAGGGAUUCAGUUCAUCCAACCAAUAUGGAGUCCCCUCAGCUCAGCUGGAGCAUUCUGGGAAUUAUACAUGUGAGGUACAAACUGCAUCUGAGCGUGUGAGAAAGAUGAGCAACAUCUCACAUAUAAGUAUAGUGGCUAGAAACCAAAGAGUACAAAAUACAGUGAGACUGGUAUUGUCUGCAGUUAUAUUCAUCAUUACAUUGUGUCUUCCCUUCUACCACAAAAAGACGAUGGAAGUAACAUAUUCCCAAGUGACAGAGAAGAACAGAUAGUGCAGCAGGACUGGGGAAUGUUCUUCCCAGAAGUCCGUUUUAGCUGUACAGUGGAGAAUUCAGAUUGGCGCAUAAACUCUUCCUCUUCUUUAUCAUUUUUUUUGGCUGUUCCGGUUGUUCACUUGGGGAGAAAGCUGUGCUAAAGAAAAAACAGCACUUUCGUGUACCUUGUGGUAGGUCCGUGACAUCACUAAAACAGGAAGUUCUGUCCUGGAAGUGCCAGGUGCCUGCAUGCAUGCAGGAAAAGAAGAUAGCUGGUGAAAUAGAUGGUGUGGACCCCUUGGAUGGCACAAAAAAGCAGCAAAGUGAAUUCUCCUCUUCAACAUAGCUGAUUUUAAGGAUAUAGCACUAUUUUCAAAGUUGUUAAAGUAUGUUGACUAAAUGGGGUAUGGUGGCAAAAAAGUGUUACUGGUCAUUUAACCCCUUCACUUUUACAUUCUUUUUUAGCAGGGCUUCUUCACCAUUUUGUAUCAGUAUUGGUUGCUUUGUAUGUACAUUUGUAUGUUCUGUUUAUGUAUGUUCCAAUGUAUUGUACAGUUCACAAUAAUAAUAAAUACAAUAAUAAUACCCUCUAAUACCCUCCUUUACCAGUUAAGUUGCAUAUCU